UCAGUAAGUCAGUCUAACGAUAACUGUGGCAAGUGAAUCAUGGAAUCUUGGCUUUGGACAUGUCUUCUCGUUGCCUCCUUCACUUAUAUAAUUUUGAAGGCUUACAAACAUUUGACUUAUUUUUCAAAAUUAGAUAUACCGAGCCCUUGGGAAGUGCCUUUCAUCGGUAGCACAUUGUACUUGUUUAUUCCAAAACGUCACAUCAACGAAUGGAUAAAGUUUAUCUAUAAUAGCCAUGCUGACGCCAAGUACAUCGGAGCUCACAGUUUUUCAACUCCGUCAGUUUUCAUCAAAGAUCUAGAUCUUGUAAAAACAGUGCUGAUUAAGAAUUUCGAUCACUUUGCUGACAGAAAACAAUUCGUUGAUGAAGACGUAGACCCUCUUUUUGGGCAAAAUUUGAAUUUUUUGAACGGUGAUCGAUGGAAGGAGGUGAGAACGAUGCUCAGUCCAGCAUUUACGUCCAGCAAAAUGAAGACGAUGUUCCAGCUGAUGGACAAUUGUGCAGAAAAAUUCGUUGCACAGCUGUGCACUAAGUACACUGAUGGUAUGGAGUUGGACUUGAAAGACAUGGUUGGUCGGUACACCAAUGACGUCAUAGCAAGUUGCGCCUUUGGCAUUGAACUCGAUACCAUGAAAGAUCCAGACAACGAAUUUUAUAAACAAGCCAAAGCUGUAGCGACUUUUCAGGGCGUUGUUCUGCUCAAGCUGAUGCUCGAAGGGCUUUUCCCUCGACUGACUCGCAUGCUGGGUAUGCGAAUAAUAUCGAAAAAGUUAACGGAUUUCUUCGUCAAUAUCGUCGGCUCAUCUAUCAAACUCCGAGAGGAGCAAGGAAUUUACCGACCAGAUAUGUUGCAAUUGAUGAUGGAAGCGAGGUCCAAGUCAGAAAGUGAAGGCAAAGCAGCUAAUUAUGAUUUGCUGGAGAUGACUGCUCAAGCUUUUCUAUUUUUCUUGGCCGGCUUCGACGCCACGAGUACUCAGAUCAGUUUGAUAGCUCAUGAAUUAGCCCUCAAUCCAGAUAUUCAGCAGAAGGUCGUAUUGGAAAUAAACGAUGCUUUGUUGAAAACACCAGACGGCAAACCAACCUACGAUAUGAUCAACAAUCAAUUGCCUUAUUUCGAUGCAGUUUUCAGUGAAACUUUAAGGAGACAUCCAGUAGCUUUCCUAAAUCGAGUGUGUUCGAAGGAAUUCGAAUUGCCCCCAGCCCUGCCUGGUCGGAAGCCAUUUAAGAUCCAACCUGGUAUGGGGAUUAUGAUACCUGUAGCAGCCAUUCACAGCGAUCCAAAAUACUUCAAAGAUCCAGAAAAGUUCGAUCCAGAUCGUUUCUUCGGUAAGAAGAUCACGGCGAUCGAAGCGACGAAUUUGGGCUUUGGAAUGGGUCCAAGAAUGUGCAUCGGCAACAGAUUUGCCAUAAUAGAAAUCAAGCUUUUUUUGGUUCGUCUCUUGAACGAGUGCAGUUUAGCGGUAAGCGAUAGAACCUGCACUACUUCAGAAUAUGAAAAAAAUAUAUUUGCUCCAACGCCGAAAGGUGGAUUUUGGCUAAAACUAAAAAGCAAAAAAAAAUGAUUUACCCUUGUAUUGGUAUCUAAAAUAAUUCAAUAAAAGAUACGUGUAGAGGCUACAGUAGCCGAAGGUGAGAAAGUAAGCAAAA
Messenger RNA from Trichogramma pretiosum, 1648 nucleotides. Its product is annotated as cytochrome P450 9e2-like. Gene Ontology annotation, molecular function: monooxygenase activity; heme binding; iron ion binding. The record is from RefSeq and is a predicted model, not a curated record. The transcript has 3 exons. The coding region runs from base 40 to 1563 and encodes 507 amino acids. Lineage: Eukaryota; Metazoa; Arthropoda; Insecta; Hymenoptera; Trichogrammatidae.